AUGGACCUCCAUUGGUGUUUCUUCUUUGUUUUCAUGUUUAUCAGCUACCCCAACCUCAUUUUAUCUGAUCAAAAUGGUUUUUGGAGUUUAUCUUGUGGAGGAGCUACAAAUUUUGUCGAUUCCGCCAACAUUUCAUGGGUAUCGGACAACGAAUAUAUCACCAAAGGCAACACUACAACAGUUGAUUUCAACACCUCUCUUCGGUUUUUCCCAGACCCCGGAAAUCGAAAGUGCUAUAAGCUACCGAUGAACUACACAACAUCCUCCUCAUCCUUGAUCCUUGUUCGAGCCAAUUUCGUGUAUAAAAACUAUGACGGGCUUGAACAACCACCAUUAUUCUCGGUUUCUCUAGGAACAGCAGUUGCUGCUUUCAUCAACCUAUCUUUUAAAGAUCCGUGGAUAGAAGAGUUCAUAUGGCAACAGGACAACAAAGAUACUCUUCCGUUAUGCCUAAACUCUAUUCCGAAUGGUGGGUUUCCCGUCAUUUCUUCCAUAGAAAUUCGACCGAUCCCUCAAGGAGGUUACUACAGUGGGAUGGAUGAUUUCACUAACAAGUUGCUUCAAAAGCGCUACCGCAUCAACUGUGGUUACACUAAUGGAUCAAUCAGGUACCCUUUGGAUCAAUAUGAUAGGAUAUGGGAUCCUGAUCAAGAUUUUUCGCCUUUUCAUACGUCGACUGGAUUCAAGACCCUGGGUACCUUUAAUACUUGGGGUCUCAAAGAAAGCCCUCCUCAACCAAUUCUUCAAACGGGUAGAGUUUUGGCGAGGAGGGAAGGGUUGAGUUACAAUUUCGCCCUCAAGAAUCUUGGAGAUUAUUAUGUUGUUCUAUAUUUUGCCGGGAUUCUUCCGGUUUCGCCUACGUUUGAUGUCUUGAUUAAUGGGGACGUUGUGGAAUCAAACUAUAGUGUAAAAAGCUGGGAAGUUGGUAGCUUAUAUUUCUUACAGAAAGGAAUUAAGAGCUUGAAUAUUACUUUCAAAGAUAUUAGCUUCUACCCUAUUGUAAAUGCAAUUGAGGUGUAUGAGAUCAUUAACAUACCUCCGGAAUCCUCCACGACAGUAGUUUCAGCUCUUCAAGUUAUUCGGCAAUCUAUGGGCUUGGAUCUCGAAUGGGAAGAUGAUCCAUGCUCUCCAAUGCCCUGGGAACAUAUACAAUGUGAAGGAAGUUCAAUCACCUCAUUGGAAUUAUUUGACAUCAACUUGAGGUCAAUCAGCCCUACAUUCGGCGACCUGUUCGAUCUAAAAACAUUAGAUUUGCAUAAUACAUCACUUGCAGGAGAAAUAGAGAACCUGGCCAGCUUAAGGAAUCUUGAAUAUCUGAACUUGAGUUUCAAUAAGCUAACAUCAUUUGGCACUGAUCUGGACGGCUUAAUCAACCUUCGUGUUCUGGAUCUGAAAAAUAACAGUUUAGAAGGUUUGGUUCCUGAAAGCUUUGGAGCCAUGAUGAAUCUUCACCUAUUGAGUCUGGAAAACAAUCAAUUACAAGGCACACUCCCGAAGGAAUUGGACAAAGAUAGUCUUGAAAUAAGAACCUCAGGGAAUCUGUGUCUUAGCUUCUCCAUGUCAAAAUGCUAUGAUGCUACAGCCAAUGCUACAAUUGAUGCACCACAAGUCACGGUCUUUAACAAGAAGAAGCAAACACUUCAUAGUCAUUUAGCAGUUGUCCUUGGUGCAGUUGGAGGAGUACUUCUGGUUCUUAUUGUUGUAUCUAUAUUAGUUUUUGUAUACAUAAGGAGAAAAACACCAGAGUUUAAACACAGAGAAAGGAUGAAAGCUGACCUGCAGAUGAGGAACUGGAAUGCAGCAAAAGCCUUCUCUUACAAAGAAAUCAAAGCAGCCACCCGCAACUUCAAGCAGGUUCUAGGCCGUGGUAGCUUUGGAUCAGUCUACCUCGGGAAGCUUCCGGAUGGAAAACUAGCAGCUAUCAAAGUACGGUUUGAUAAAACACAGCUUGGGGCCAAUUCUUUCAUCAAUGAGGUAUCUCUUCUGUCUUCGAUUUGUCACCAAAAUCUUGUAUCAUUGGAAGGAUAUUGUCACGAACCAAAACAGCAAAUAUUGGUUUAUGAAUAUUUACCUGGUGGAUCAUUGGCUGAUAAUAUUUACGGAGCAAACAGCAAAAGAAAAACAUUAAGUUGGGUCUGUAGACUCAAGAUUGCCAUUGAUGCUGCAAAAGGUUUGGACUACCUGCACAAUAGGAGCGAACCACGGAUCAUCCACCGUGACGUGAAGUCCAGCAAUAUACUGCUGGAUGGAGAUUUGAAUGCUAAGGUUUGUGACUUUGGCCUAUCGAAGCAAGUAACUCAGGCAGACGUGAGUCAUGUGACCACUAUGGUGAAGGGCACUGCUGGCUACCUUGAUCCCGAAUACUACGCCACUCAACAAUUGACUGAGAAGAGUGAUGUUUAUAGUUUCGGAGUUGUUCUUUUAGAGCUCAUUUGUGGUAGAGAACCAUUGAGGCGAACUGGAUCACCGGAUUCCUUCAACCUGGUUUUAUGGGCAAAACCGUAUCUACAGGCCGGUGCAUUUGAGAUAGUGGACGAGAGCUUAAAGGAAACAUAUGACGAGGAGAGCAUGAGAAACACAGCUUCAAUUGCUUCCAGGUCUGUAGAUAGUGAUGCAUCACAGAGACCUACUAUUGCUGAAGUACUUGCUGCGCUUAAAGAAGCCUACAGCAUCCAGCUAUCGUAUCUUGCAACUGCUGGUGCUGGACUUUCCACUUGAGAGGCGAGAACAGACUAAGACAGAAAGAUGAAUAUUGUAGAGUUGUAUGUAACAAAUACAUUGAACAUGGAUAAGUGGAGAACCAUGUGUAUUAUUUAUCGGAAAUAUAUCUUAUUAAGCAAUGACAAUUUUCUUUAAA
This is a messenger RNA of Cynara cardunculus var. scolymus (artichoke), 2857 nucleotides long. RefSeq names its product probable LRR receptor-like serine/threonine-protein kinase At5g48740. The transcript has 15 exons. The record is from RefSeq and is a predicted model, not a curated record. Bases 1 to 2718 code for a protein of 905 amino acids. NCBI's taxonomy places the organism in Eukaryota, Viridiplantae, Streptophyta, Magnoliopsida, Asterales, Asteraceae. Gene Ontology annotation, biological process: protein phosphorylation. Gene Ontology annotation, molecular function: protein binding; ATP binding; protein kinase activity.